Molecule: messenger RNA, 610 nt
Organism: Indicator indicator
Lineage: Eukaryota; Metazoa; Chordata; Aves; Piciformes; Indicatoridae
Gene: GINS1
Product: GINS complex subunit 1
Exons: 7
Coding region: 1-588 (195 amino acids)
Biological process (GO): DNA strand elongation involved in mitotic DNA replication; DNA replication
Cellular component (GO): GINS complex
Source: RefSeq, a predicted model, not a curated record
AUGGCGGGAGAGCGCGCGCUGGGGCUGGUGCGGGAGCUGCGGCGGGCAUCGGACGGGCACCUGCCGCCCUUCCAGACGGAGGUGCUGCGGCAGGCGCUGGAGGAGAUGCGGGCGCUGUACGAGCGGAACCAGGCAGACGUGUCCGACGCGAAGUCAGGACGGACGGAGCUGAUCUUCCUCAUCCGCUUCCGGCACUGCUGCCUGCUCCGAAACCAGCGCUGCAUCCUGGCUUACCUAUACGACCGGCUGCUGCGGAUCCGAGCCCUCAGGUGGGAGUGUGGCAGCGUCCUGCCCAACACCAUCCAGUUCCACAUGUCUGCUGAGGAAGUGGAGUGGUUCAACUGCUACAAAAAGUCUCUGGCUACGUACAUGAGGUCAGUGGGAGGAGAGGAGGGGCUGGACCUUACACAGGACCUGAAACCUCCUAAAAGCCUCUACAUUGAAGUGAGGUGUUUAAGGGACUAUGGAGAAUUUGAGAUCGAUGAUGGGACCACCAUCCUGUUGAAGAAGAACAGCCAGCACUUUCUACCCCGCUGGAAAUGUGAGCAGUUGAUCAGGCAAGGAGUCCUGGAGCACAUCCUGGUGUAGGCCUGGAGGCCAGCAGGGACAA